Molecule: messenger RNA, 1383 nt
Organism: Penicillium atrosanguineum
Lineage: Eukaryota; Fungi; Ascomycota; Eurotiomycetes; Eurotiales; Aspergillaceae
Exons: 7
Coding region: 1-1383 (460 amino acids)
Biological process (GO): DNA replication; DNA strand elongation involved in DNA replication; DNA synthesis involved in UV-damage excision repair
Cellular component (GO): delta DNA polymerase complex; nucleus
Molecular function (GO): DNA-directed DNA polymerase activity
Source: RefSeq, a predicted model, not a curated record
AUGGACUCCAAGAUGUAUCUCGCAGAGCAGGUGCUCAAUGAGCAACGUACAGUCACCUACCGGUCAUUGAGCCGCGCUUUGAAGAUCCACGCCAACCGCGCCAAACGGAUCCUGUUCGAAUUUCACAACAAAGAAAACGCGAAGAAGCCCCAGAGUGUCCACGCUACCUACGUCAUCUCCGGAAUCCAAAAGGCUCCAGAGCGGCCAGCAACGAAUGGCCAUGCGAAGGACGACGAAGAUGAGGUUAUGCAGAGCAGCCCCUACUUGCCCAGCUCACAGCCAAAUGAGGAUGCCGCAUCCGGCUCCCUACGCAUUGCCUCGAUCAUACUAGCCCGGGAGGAAGAUCUGGAGGGUAGGCAAUGGCUGUCGCAUUUUGUUCAGCCGACAGUUCUCCAAGAUCUCAACGUGUUGACUGAUGUGUGUCGAGAAGUCGCCACAGCUCAUGCGCAAGACGACCCGUUGGAGUGCGGAAAGGACUGGGGGAUGAUCCAAAACCGCAAUGUCAAGCGGAGGACGGGAGCUCGUCCACCGCCACCCGCUGCUGCUUUAGCACCCAAGACCAAAACCGAAUCCACAGUCCCUGCCAAACGACCUUUUGAGAAAUCCGCUCCCACAACAAAGCCUCAAGCUAAGGCUGAGGAAACGACAUCUCAGCCAACAUCGGCCAGCAACUCUCAAACGUCCUCCAAGACCGCUGCGAAACCAGCACCUAAGCGCGAGAAGAGCAACUUGUUCAGCUCAUUUGCCAAAGCUAAGCCCAAGCCGAAGGCAGCGACUCCUGCCGAGUCGGCGACACCAAGCGGUGCAGAAGAUGGUAAGUUAUCUCAAUUCGAAUCCCAACUUGAUGACUCACGAUCGGCAGUUGUACUGGAUGAUGCCUCAGAUGAAGAGGCCGAAGAGCUCUUCCCUACUAGCGACGACAAAUCGGCGGUAGCAGGCAACCGCGAAAGCAAAAAAGAGCGAGAAGAGAAGCUCAAGGCCAUGAUGGAAUAUGACGACGCAGACGGUAGGGCCCCUGAAUCUUUAAAUGAAGGCCCAAGUCCCUCCACUCACGGUGUCGCAGAUGAGGAAAUGCCCGAUGCUGAUGAAGAGCCGGUGCGCGAGCCGACUCCCGUCGAGCAACCACCGCCUUCCAAGCCAGUGGAGCUGAAGGAAGAGGUGACUGUACAAGGUGGCCGCCGACGAGGCAAGCGUCAAGUCAUGAAGAAGAAGACGGUCAAGGACGAAGAGGGUUACUUGGUGACUCGGGAAGAAGCGACCUGGGAAUCUUUCUCCGAAGAUGAGCCGGUUCCCAAGAAGAAGCCAGCAGUUAACGUGGCUAAGGGCAAGGGAGCCAAACCUGGACAGGGGAAUAUUAUGUCAUUCUUCGGCAAGAAACAGUAA